AGGUGAACAAAGAUGAUUCAGGGACUGGAACUUACAAGGGUCUUACAAGUAAAGGCUGAGGGAGCUGAGCCUGUUCAGGCUUGAGACAACUGGGAGGGGACCUCAUGAAGGUCUGUCAGUAUCUGCAGGAGGGAUGCCAAGAGGAUGGACCAGGCUAUGCUUCAUGCUCUGCUGAGCAAUAGGACAAGAGGCAACAGAAGAAACUGAUGCACAGGAAGUUCCACCUGAAUAUGAGGAAGAACUUCUUUACUGUGCAGUGACCACACACUGAAACUGAUAGUCCAAAGAGAUUGUGGCCUCCCUCACUGAGAUAUUCACGGACCAUCUGGGCACAAUACAGUGCCAUGUGCUCUGGGACAACGCGGCGUAAGCAGGGAGCUCGGACCAGAUGACCCACUGUGGUCCCUUCCAACCCUAACCAUUCUGUGAUGCUGUGAAAGAAGAAAACCUGAUCGCUGCAGUUAAAAUGAACGUGUUGCCUCAAGCGGUCCUCCAAAGCCCAGGGGAACAUCCCAAGUUCGUGGAGCAGCCUCUUUGCCCCCCAUUAGACUUUGCAAGGAUUCAUUUGAUCAAAGACAAAGAUGCCAUAGAUGAUUAUUUGGCAAAGAAUAUCAAAGGAGUGUCAACACAAGAAGCUGCUGCUUACAGGAAUUCAUACAAGAAGAACAUCUGCAUAGACAUGCUGCGCCGGGGUUAUCACAAGUCCUUCACUGAGCUCCUCACUCUGAUCCAGAAGUGGAAUGCCUUCAGGGAGGCUGCAGGGCCUGGGUCAGCCAUAUGGCAUGAGAAGUCCCUGGAGGAGCAGCCUGAUAAGCUGGAUCAGCUUUACCACUUCCUGACCGGGGCUGAGGCAGCCCAGCGAGCAGGGCACUAUGAGAAGGCAUAUGAUAACCAACUUAGCUUGGCCUGCUUUUUCAAUGACCCUGAGGACAAAUGGUUAAGUAACUACUUUUAUGAGCAAAGCUAUAACACUGCUCAAUUAGUAGAAAUUGAUGGCGGGAAGAGAAAGGCACAAGCAUAUUUAAACAUGGGCCUCAUCAAAGAGGAAGAAGGUCAUGUCAUGGAAGCUGCUGAGCAUUUUGAAACAUUUUAUCAGCUAACAGAGGGCUCAUCAUGGAAGGAUGAGACAGGCCGCACCUACACUUCACUGGCAUGUCAGCAUCUCUGGAGAAUUUAUACAUUGCUAGCAGACAAAAUGCUGGAAAAUAAAGAACACCAAGAGGCCAUCAAAAUGCUAAUAAAAGCUUUAAAAAUGGCAAAAGAAGGAGGUGAUAUAAAGAUGCAUGGAGAAGCAGCCUAUUGCUUAAGUCUAGCAUAUCAUUUUUCUGGAGAACAUGAGACAGCAUUAGCAGUUUUGAACACCUCUGUAGAAAUCUUCACAACUCUUUGUGAUUCUUCUGGCCUGGGCAGAGCAUAUGCAGCUGUAGCCAAGAUCCUGGCAAGUCAGGGAAAAUCAAAUGAGGCUGUGAAGUACUUGGGAGAGUUUAUGAAGGAUGCUGAGAGCGCUAAUCUGAGCCAAAGCCUGGUGGAUGCAAAUGUCCUACUUGGAAAAGUUCACAAUGAAAGAGGGAACUAUAACAAAGCUCUGGAAUAUUUCAUUCAGGCCUCUGAGGCAGCAAGAGCUUUGAACAAUUUGCCCUUGGUGGCUGAAACAGAGAGUUACUGUGGCAUCGCCAAGGCUCAUCAGCUGAUGGUGGCGUUCAACAGCCACGUAGCAGCAGCAGCCGAUCCCCUCAGCCUGCAGUGCCUGCUGGCAUGGAAGCAAAACAGAAGUGACAUGUGCACUGACCCUCUUCCAGCCGCUCCUCAGAUUGGCCAAGAGCGAGUUUGGCUUCUACCACAAGAGUAAGCAGACACCCUUUGCUCAGAAGUUUGCUUUAUCAGCAGGUUCCCCCAGGACUUGUCCUGUCUUUAGGAGACAGCAAAUACACAAAAGACAUGGUGUCAUAUUUUGGCCUUAAGAAAAUCCCUGGUUUUCUAUCUACAGUCGACAAUUUGACCUGAUAGACCUGUUAUUUAAAAUUGAUAUUCAACAAAUGGUUUGUGCAAAAGAUGUCACAGAUGAAUGUAUAUCAAUGCACAGAACUGAAAAAUGUAAGAUCAAGAGAGAAUAUGGAACCUGGUAAAGAGACAAGUGUCUCAAAGCCUCUGUGAGCCUCUGUCCAAGACACCAGUUCAAGACCUUCCUGAGGAUGCCUGCUUAUUGACGGAGAAGCUGAUGUAUAAUGAGUACAAGAAAAUCCUUGAAGAGUGGUGCAACAAAGUAGGAAUUUCAGCAAAGGUUUUGUCAUUAAAAUGCUAUUAUCAAAAAAAGCAUCUGUCAUUUAAAUAAUUUUUUUUAAAAAGACAAAGAGUAGUAGAAUAGAAAGUUUUUACUUUGUGCACCCAUUUCUUAAUGUCUUCCAAAGUGUCAAAAUCCUCCUCUUAAGAUAUUAACCAGGAAUGGGAAUCCAAGAUGCUCAAUGCCUUGUAAGACCAGGCUCCAAAUGUGUCUGGAGAGUUUUCUGUAAAUCCCAGAUUGUGGUCCCUUUCAGAAAAACUUAUUCAUAGAGCUACCAGUGAUUUUAGCAUGUGUGUAUUGGUUGGGGUUCAGCUGUAGCUGAAACAGAAUAGAUCCAGC
Molecule: messenger RNA, 2620 nt
Organism: Vidua macroura (Pin-tailed whydah)
Lineage: Eukaryota; Metazoa; Chordata; Aves; Passeriformes; Viduidae
Gene: TTC29
Product: tetratricopeptide repeat domain 29
Exons: 14
Coding region: 467-1849 (460 amino acids)
Molecular function (GO): protein binding
Source: RefSeq, a predicted model, not a curated record